AUGUUCCAGUUGAUGAUCAGGAGUAUCAAGAAAGAUAAUUUUUGCAUACAGCUGGAAAGUGAUCAAGUCAAGGUUUCGGAAGUUCGCAGACUGAUCAAUGAGCACUUGGGAAUGGUUGAUGGUGACUUCUGGAUGAAUACUAAUUGCCGAAACCUCGAUGAUCAGAAAACUCUUGCCGAGUACAACCUCAAGGAUUUUGCUUGCGUUGAUGUCAUGUUCCGCAUGCGGGGCAGACCUGGUCACGACUGUCCAGGUUGCCAAAAAAGUAGAAGGAUUGUGCUCGUCUCCAUUCAAGACUCGACAGGAACUACACACAAUUUUGAAUUGGAAAGCAACGAUGUGACGGUAUCCCAUCUCAGAGAAUGUAUCGACUCCUAUCUUCUCGAUCAAUAUACCAAAUAUCGUCUUGUUGGAAAUUUUGGUAUUAUGCAGAACGAUCGUACGCUUUCCUCUUACGGUAUCCAGAGGGAAGCGUAUAUCUACAUCAACUCUGCCACUCCGGAGUCAGCUUACGAAACCAUGUUCGUUUCGCCACAAGAGAACACUGCCGUCGAGGCAAUUCGAGGUGCUCGAAGAGUGGUCAAGCUGACUGAAAAAGAAUGGAGAGAACAAUGUCGAGAAAGAGAGGAAUAUCAGUGUCGUUUAGAGAGAAGACAGCGUCGCAGAGAUCGUGAAGAAAACCGGCGAAGGGCUCGAGAGUUUGUCGAUGACGAGAUGCCCGACGAAUUGAUCCCUUCUCUGCCUGCUAAGAGAUCCAAAUCAAGCCAACACAAUGAUGAAGGUCGUGAAGAAAGCCAGCAACGGAUGGAAGAGUACGUCGAAGACGAGAUGCCCGAUGAGUUGGUCCCUCCGCCUGCUAAAAAAUCCAAAGAAACCCAUUACUACAACAAAAUGUGA
Molecule: messenger RNA, 897 nt
Organism: Caenorhabditis briggsae
Lineage: Eukaryota; Metazoa; Nematoda; Chromadorea; Rhabditida; Rhabditidae
Exons: 7
Coding region: 1-897 (298 amino acids)
Molecular function (GO): protein binding
Source: RefSeq, a predicted model, not a curated record